AUGGCGUUUGAGUUUCUCCAAACAGAGAGCAAGGAGGUUGCUGUUUCUGAUGAUCACAACAAGCAAGGAGAGCGUUAUAACUGGAGUCCGGGUACGACAACAGCACAGUACGAAAAAAUUCUCUCCACCAGAAACGACUUACACAUGGAGGGCUCUUUUAGUGCUUUUGCCCAGGCGGGCCCUGCCGCUGAGACCACAAAAUUUAGAAGCGGCGGCGCCGGUGUGGUGGCCAUGAGCCAAUAG
Molecule: messenger RNA, 243 nt
Organism: Fusarium odoratissimum NRRL 54006
Lineage: Eukaryota; Fungi; Ascomycota; Sordariomycetes; Hypocreales; Nectriaceae
Exons: 2
Coding region: 1-243 (80 amino acids)
Source: RefSeq, a predicted model, not a curated record